AUGACUAGAGGCAAGCAGCGAAGCUCCAUCUCUCAGCUUUCCGUUGGACGUAUCGACCAGAACCAAUGCAACCAGAUAGUCGCGAGGAUCCCUGCUCUUAUUCCUAAUGAGUUCUGGGGUCGAUCCGAGGGAUUCGAGGCCAAAGAUUGGAUGCAACGCUUUGAGCGAUCGCUCUUCCUUUACAACAUGAACAAAGACGACGGUGAAGCAGCCAGAUAUCUGGGCACUUUCAUGCACGGCACCUCCCGUGACUGGUUCGAUGCGCAGCCAAACUGGGUUCGGACAUCCUUCGUGGCUCUCAAGAACUCCUUCAUGGCUCGCUUCGACUUCUCGCGCACUCGCCAGCUCACCGCUGCAAACAGAUUGGCCAAUUUCGACAAGCAUCUCAGCCCUCGGCUCACGGUCGCGGACACGCAGCCCAAGUCUACCUUUUGGAACUGGCUGUCCCACCUCGAGGAUCUUGCCAACCAGAUCGAGGAAUACGAGGUCCCGGACUCCAUCCUUGUAGACAAAGCCUGGCAAGCUCUGCCUGCCCCGUUGCGACGAGAGUUGGGACACAAAAGUGAGACCAUCGCGGCCCUUCGCAGCGCUCUGGUGGACAUGUCCUUCGAGCAAUACCACCAGCUCUUGGACUGCAACAACGACCAGACUGAUGCCAUGCAGGCAAAGAUCGACGAGCUCGACGAAAAGAUGAAGAGAUUCGAGCGUAUGGAGCGCAACUAUAGAAGGACGGGCCCGUCCAGAUCCGGCUGCAGCAGCAAUCGCUUCACUGAACUAGACUGA
Molecule: messenger RNA, 783 nt
Organism: Kalmanozyma brasiliensis GHG001
Lineage: Eukaryota; Fungi; Basidiomycota; Ustilaginomycetes; Ustilaginales
Exons: 1
Coding region: 1-783 (260 amino acids)
Source: RefSeq, a predicted model, not a curated record